AUGAAACAAUACGAAGCUCCAAAGGAUCCUAAUUCAGCGUUACAAGAGAACCCUGGUUCCGAAGGUACAGACUUUGUCCCCACUGUGCUUCCCUUAGAAAUCAUUGACCGGGCUAUUGGGAAACAGGUACACGUGAUCUUAACAAGUGAAAAGGAAUUCAAAGGUACUCUUGUUGGAUUCGAUGACUUUGUUAACAUGGUGUUGGAGAAUGUGGAAGAAGUUGGUGAUAGCUCAGGAGAACGCCGUGAACGGAUGCUUUUGAACGGAGGUCACGUGGCUAUGAUUGUCCCCAGCUAA
Messenger RNA from Lizanozyma spartinae, 297 nucleotides. It is a transcript of the gene LSM5, whose product is annotated as RNA-binding protein. The record is from RefSeq and is a predicted model, not a curated record. Lineage: Eukaryota; Fungi; Ascomycota; Pichiomycetes; Serinales; Debaryomycetaceae. The transcript has 2 exons. Gene Ontology annotation, molecular function: RNA binding. Gene Ontology annotation, biological process: mRNA splicing, via spliceosome. Bases 1 to 297 code for a protein of 98 amino acids. Gene Ontology annotation, cellular component: U6 snRNP; Lsm1-7-Pat1 complex; U4/U6 x U5 tri-snRNP complex.